AUUUAUUGUCACUCCUACCUUAUCUAAUAACUACCAUUGAAAUUCAUGAAAAUGUUCUCCCGCUUCUUCACCCCAAUCCUCCGCUCCCGGAUCCCCAUCACUCAGCGGGCCUCCCUGUCCACCUCCACUGCCAGAUGGAGCCAGGACUCGUCAUCAUCCAGUGCUUAUAGGGAAGGAAUGGCCCGCUACAAACUCUUUGUGAGUCCCUUUGCCAAGGUCUUCCUCGGUGCCAUCUUCACCUAUCAAGUCAUCCACUGGACGUGGUUGAAGUUGGAGAUGGAUGAGUCUAAGGCGGAGAAGAAUAAGGAGGUAGAGGCGCUGGAGAAGAAGGCUAAGGAAUUGACCGGCGCGCAAAAAUAAGCGUUUCAUCGCCUCGUUCAAUUGGUUUAUUACUUGUG
Molecule: messenger RNA, 398 nt
Organism: Aspergillus costaricaensis CBS 115574
Lineage: Eukaryota; Fungi; Ascomycota; Eurotiomycetes; Eurotiales; Aspergillaceae
Exons: 3
Coding region: 52-360 (102 amino acids)
Source: RefSeq, a predicted model, not a curated record